Messenger RNA from Physella acuta, 759 nucleotides. RefSeq lists its product as uncharacterized. The record is from RefSeq and is a predicted model, not a curated record. Lineage: Eukaryota; Metazoa; Mollusca; Gastropoda; Physidae.
AUGUCAUCCAGUAGUCAAAGGCUCUAUGAGUUGACUAUGUCAUCCAGUAGUCAAAGGCUCUAUGAGUUGACUAUGUCAUCCAGUAGUCAAAGGCUCUAUGAGUUGACUAUGUCAUCCAGUAGUCAAAGGCUCUAUGAGUUGACUAUGUCAUCCAGUAGUCAAAGGCUCUAUGAGUUGACUAUGUCAUCCAGUAGUCAAAGGCUCUAUGAGUUGACUAUAUCAUCCAGUAGUCAAAGGCUCUAUGAGUUGACUAUGUCAUCCAGUAGUCAAAGGCUCUAUGAGUUGACUAUGUCAUCCAGUAGUCAAAGGCUCUAUGAGUUGACUAUGUCAUACAGUAUUCAAAGGCUCUAUGAGUUGACUAUAUCAUCCAGUAGUCAAAGGCUCUAUGAGUUGACUAUGUCAUCCAGUAGUCAAAGGCUCUAUGAGUUGACUAUGUCAUCCAGUAGUCAAAGGCUCUAUAAGUUGACUAUGUCAUCCAGUAGUCAAAGGCUCUAUGAGUUGACUAUGUCAUCCAGUAGUCAAAGGCUCUAUGAGUUGACUAUGUCAUCCAGUAGUCAAAGACUCUAUGAGUUGACUAUGUCAUCCAGUAGUCAAAGGCUCUAUGAGUUGACUAUGUCAUCCAGUAGUCAAAGGCUCUAUGAGUUGACUAUGUCAUCCAGUAGUCAAAGGCUCUAUGAGUUGACUAUGUCAUCCAGUAGUCAAAGGCUCUAUGAGUUGACUAUGUCAUCCCUAGGUUAUAAUAUUAUAUUAAAUGGUUAA